CAGUUGAGCCUUUAGUACUGGUGUUUGAUGGAUCUGAACCAUAUGUGUGAAGCCUUUCCCUAAUUUAUUUAAUACUAUAGUUUUUAUAGGGAUAUGGAAUAUUGGACAUUGUUAUAGCAUCUAUUUCAAUUGAUUGGUCAAUGAUCAUACAGUACCAGUUAGAUACAACUCAAAAAUGACUUGUCCAUCAUACAGAACCUACCUAUACGGACUGUAGUUAUGGCAACAUACUACAACCAAUCCAAUCGCGCCAUACAUCAGACAGUAAUCUUCUUAACUCAUGGUCGCUGUCCUUAAAGCACCAUUAAAUGCGGAUUGAAGGCAUGGAAACUUUGAACGUUAACCCAGACUCAUGUGGUUUUACCAUCGCCUAAGUUUUACUUUUCAAAAUUGUACUUUGUAUGGAAUGAUAACGUUUUGAAACAAUAUAUAUCGUUUAAUUCGAGAUUGACUAUGGUAUUCCGAGUAGAUUACCGCUUUCUCGGCGUGUUUUACGCACUGGAUUUGAAAGGCAUAAUAAUCGGUUAGGCGCCACCCGUUAUUUCACUAAAGAUUAACGACCAAAAUACUGCCCUGGUAUGUUAUCUCUGUUGAGAUUGUUGUGUUUUUACGCACUGGGACUGGGCUAUGAGAAGUUUGUGCGUGGACAGGAUGACAAUCCGGAUACGGGAGCCCGGUUCCUAUGCCGAGCCAUGACCAUUGGCGCUGACACUUGUUUGGUCCCUGUAGUUCGCGAACCAAACACGGCGGCUCAGGAGGAAGUGUUGAGGAACACAGUCAUGCAGCUCCGUGAAACGGUUCUCCAACAGAAAGAGACGAUAGUCAACCAAUUUGGGACCAUAAACGAGCUGACCACCAAGCUCUCCCUCUGCGAGUCAGCCUCCGAGGAAGGGAAGUAUGAAAGUGGUGGAUCUUGGAGUAAAAACAAAAAUAAUCAGAACACAAUGGGAGAUUUACCCAGAGAUCCCAAUGAUACAAUCGACAACCUCGGUAAGACCAUGCAGAGUCUGAAGGACCGACUGGAGAACCUAGAGCAGCAGCAGCAGAGAGCAAACAUGUCGGGAGCGUGGUUCCCCAGCGAGCUGCGAGACCUGCUGCAGCACAGGCUGGGAGACCUGGAAAAACAGCUGCUCAGUAAGGUCAACAACCUGGAGGAAGAGAAGUCUCUGCUCUACAACGAGACCACAGCCCACAGGCAGAAGACAGAGAGCACUCUCAACUCCCUGCUGACCAGGAUCAAUGAGCUGGAGAAAGGUGGCAGUGGGUUCAAGUCCCCCGAGCAGUUUAAGCUGGUCCUCCCCCUGCGUACUAACUACCUGUACGGCCGCAUGGCCAAGAGCCUUCCUGAGAUGUACUCUUUCACUCUGUGCAUGUGGCUGCGGUCCAGCGCCGGCCCUGGCAUAGGCACCCCCUUCUCCUAUGGGGUGCCAGGACAGGCCAAUGAGAUUGUCCUCAUGGAGUGGGGCAACAACCCCAUAGAGCUGCUCAUUAAUGACAAGGUGGCUCAGCUGCCUCUAUCAGUGCGUGAUGGGAGGUGGCAACACAUCUGUAUCACCUGGACCACCAGGGAUGGUCUGUGGGAAGCGUACCAGGAUGGUCAGAAGCUGGGGGCAGGGGAUAACCUGGCCCCCUGGCACCGCAUCAAGCCUGGAGGAGCCAUCAUACUGGGGCAGGAACAGGACAUGGUGGGCGGGCGCUUUGACGCCACACAGGCCUUUGUGGGUGAGCUGAGCCAGGUUAACAUCUGGGACAAGGUCCUGAAGCCAGCCGACAUCCUUACCAUGGCCAACUGUUCCUCCUACACCCCCGGGAACGUGGUGUCCUGGCUGGACAGUGAUGUGGAGGUGUUUGGAGGGGGAGCAGCCAAAUUGCCUCUAGAGAUAUGCCAGGACCGGCUGUCUGAGACUGAGUCUUAGGAUGGAUGGAUGUCUGUCUGUGGCGUGUUGAGAAUCAUGUUCUCAAUCUUGACGCCUACUGUACCUGCUACGUGUAAUGCUGGUCAUGUGUUUCGUUUGUCUGUGUAAGGAAAGGCUGAUCUACCUAAUUCCAGAUGAUUCUACUACACACAGAUCCAGUUUUACACACACAUUGGCAAACAGACUUAAUGACACUGGAUUUGGCAUGUGAGGCUGGUUUAGGCAUGCGUGUGGCAUGGGAGGUGUAAGGUGCACAGAUUAGCCGUCCCACGAAUGACAGAGUAAUUUUACGUCCCAGGCCACAAACUGUAACCUACAUCCUAGGACUUACAUACAGUAAUCUACAUCUCCUGAUGGAAGUCAUUAAAACCUUUUCCACCUUGAGUGGAGAACAGAUUUAGGGGAACAUCCAAUCAAACAUCAGCCAGGUGACCGCUAUGUUGAAGGUUUUCAAUAACCUUUUGCAGAGAUGAGGGACUAGUUUUGAUCUUUGAGUUAGUUAAUAUUCCAUAGUUGUGUGGAAAUCUGUGUUCUUGUGGCAUGUCUGUUGUACUAUAAUGUCAAGGUUUCAUUAUCCAUUAUUACCCAUACUGUUUUCAAUACCCCAAGUCCACCUCAAUGCCUGCAGCAGUAUAUGUUGUCUCAAAACUGUUCCGUAAUUAUCCUUUUGUUGUUAGGGACACGUUGGUUUGUUUAGGCCUACAAUGUCUGUGCAGUGGUAGUUUUCAAGAACAAACAAAGCGUAAUUUAGAUGGGAGCAUUGUUACUGUUAAAUGUGUACUUAUCAUUUUUCAAGCAGAUAAGAAUCAUUCAUUAUGUAUGAUAUGAACAAUACAUUCAUGUGUACGAGUGUCUCUUUCCAUGAAAACAAUGUUCAGUGUGUAAAGUUAUUUCAUUGAGAUACUUUGUUGAUUUUGCUCAAGAGACAAUGCUUACUUUUCAUGUGGCCUUUUGAAGAUGUUCCAGAUGCACUUUACUAUGUUAACUAUUGCCAAAUUGACAAGAAUGUGGAAAAUUAAAAAAGGACAAAUAAAACACUAUU
This is a messenger RNA of Oncorhynchus nerka (sockeye salmon), 2958 nucleotides long. RefSeq names its product neuronal pentraxin-2-like. Bases 579 to 1916 code for a protein of 445 amino acids. NCBI's taxonomy places the organism in Eukaryota, Metazoa, Chordata, Actinopteri, Salmoniformes, Salmonidae. The record is from RefSeq and is a predicted model, not a curated record. The transcript has 5 exons.